Messenger RNA from Agrilus planipennis (emerald ash borer), 1732 nucleotides. RefSeq names its product NAD-dependent protein deacetylase Sirt6. The coding region runs from base 461 to 1591 and encodes 376 amino acids. The transcript has 8 exons. Lineage: Eukaryota; Metazoa; Arthropoda; Insecta; Coleoptera; Buprestidae. The record is from RefSeq and is a predicted model, not a curated record. Gene Ontology annotation, molecular function: NAD+ binding.
UUUCAAACGUCCAGUGUUAUGAUUCCUCUAUUCAGAUGGAAAAACGAUUGGUAGAUAACUCAAGUGAACGAAGAAAAUUUUUUUCAAGCCUUUGUUCUUUUAACUGUAUACGUUAUCAAAUAUUCUAAGGAAACAAGCAUGGAUAGUAGGCAACUCAUUGAGCAGCAGAAUAUUUUGGUUAUCUAAACUGAAGGAGCCUUGGUACCUAUGAACUACACCAUUCGGUUCGUACCAUAGAGCAUGGAAGUUCGUAUACACAAACCAUUGACAUUAGAAACUACAAACUACUUUAUUAAUGAUUGGUCUAUGGUUGUUUCAUAGAUAAUCUUAUUUACAGAAGUGAGGUUAUUGCGUUAAAUUAAAGUAGUAAAUAGUGUUAAUAAGUUGUAAGAAAUAAUAUGUAAAAUAAUACUUUAUUAUUUUUUAACUUAUUUCCUGUAUUUAAAUAAUUAAAUUAAUAAUGUCUUGCAAUUAUGCAGAGGGCUUAUCGCCUUACGAAAAUAAAGGAGUUCUUGGCGUUGCUGAGAGAUUUGAAUCUCACGAAGUAGUAGAAGAAAAGUGUAGAACUUUGGCAGACUGGAUCUUACAAAGUAGACAUGUAGUUGUUCAUACAGGAGCAGGAAUUAGUACGGCAGCUGGAAUUCCUGAUUUUAGGAGUCCCAAGGGUGUUUGGACUUUAGAAAAACAAGGUCUUAAACCACAAAUAAAUAUAUCUUUUAAUGAUGCUACUCCAACUAAAACACACAUGGCGUUGAAAAAACUAGCUGACAUAGGUUACAUACAUUAUAUUGUAAGUCAAAACAUCGAUGGACUUCAUCUAAAGACUGGGAUUUGUAGGGAGCUUAUUGCAGAAUUGCAUGGUAAUAUGUUUGUUGAAAAGUGCAACACUUGUGAAAAGCAAUUUGUUAGAAAUUCUGCAACGACUAGUGUGGGUCAAAGACUUCUAGGAACCAUGUGCAGAGGAUAUCGAUUGAAUGGCAGGCCAUGUAGAGGCAAACUGCAAGAUACAAUAUUAGACUGGGAAGAUAACUUGCCUGAACUAGAUUUAAAUAUGGCAGAUUACCAUUCACAUGCUGCCGAUUUAAGUAUAUGUUUGGGAUCAACAUUGCAAAUUGUUCCUAGUGGUAAUUUACCUGUAGCUACAAAAAAAAGCGGUGGACGUUUAGUGAUAGUGAAUUUACAACCAACAAAACAAGACAAAAAGGCUGAUCUUUUAAUCAAUAGUUUUGUCGACGAUGUAUUUGUACAAGUGAUGAAACAUUUACAGUUAGAAAUUCCUGAGUAUUCAUAUGAAAACGACCCCACAAAAAAAAUUAAUGAUGUUAUUGAAUGGACCAUUCAUCCUGUUUAUGUGAAAGACGCCAAAAAAUUGUAUGAUACCUUCUCUAAGAAACCCAAAAAACGGAAAAGUGACGAGGAUGUGUUAAUUAAAAAUGAAAAGAAAAAGCAAAAUGAUUCAAGUGAAUUUAACAGUUACAAAAUAGAUGAAAAAUCUGCCUCAGAGAAUGUUGAAGAAUUAAAAGAAUGCACUGCUAAUAUUAGUGAAAAUGCUGAACAAGUUAUAUCCCAGGCUUCAGCAGAAUGUAUUUAGGCGGUAAAGAUUUUAUAUCAUCAAGAAAAAACGAGAAUAUUGCUUCAGUUGUUUAACCAGACUUACACAUGUUGGUCACGGCUAUCAUCCUUGAUAAUACAUAAUAUACAAUUUAAAAGUGUACUUUGUAACUUAUCCAAU